Molecule: messenger RNA, 5804 nt
Organism: Limanda limanda (common dab)
Lineage: Eukaryota; Metazoa; Chordata; Actinopteri; Pleuronectiformes; Pleuronectidae
Gene: tns1b
Product: tensin 1b
Exons: 32
Coding region: 45-5636 (1863 amino acids)
Biological process (GO): fibroblast migration
Molecular function (GO): protein binding
Source: RefSeq, a predicted model, not a curated record
UUUUUUUUUUUCCUGGCCCAGGUGUCUUCAAAGAAAACCCUGCGAUGUCCCUCUGGUUGCCAGAGGAGUUGGAGGCUCUUCAUUCCCACACGUUCCGGGUGAAGACGUUCAAGAAGGCCAAGCACUGCGGCGUGUGUAAACAGAGCAUCGUCCAGGACGGACUCGUCUGCCGAGUUUGCCGAAUUGCUUGCCACAAGAAAUGUGAAGUCAAGGUGUCUUCCUCUUGUGUUCCAGCAACAAACUAUGAGCUGGCGCCGAGCAGUGACCUCCCUCUCAAACAUGUAGACACCAUGGGCUCAACAAAAUCCACAAAGAGCAUGGAGUCCCGGCGCCGACCAUCAAGGAGCGCCAGUCUGCUGCAGGCCCUGGAGGAGAGCUACGAGCUGGACCUGCUCUACAUCACCGAGAGGAUCAUCUCCGUCUCCUUCCCCGGCAGCGUGGACGAGCAGAGCUACGCCGCCAACCUGCAGGAGGUGGCCUCCAUGCUGCGCUCCAAGCACGGACACAACUACCUGCUCUUCAACCUCAGUGAGAAGCGUUAUGACAUCAGCCAACUCAAUCCAAAGGUGCUGGACUUUGGCUGGCCGGACCACCACGCUCCCGCCCUGGACAAGAUCUGCAGCAUCUGCAAGGCCAUGGACACGUGGCUGACCGCGGACAGCCACAACGUGGUGGUCAUACACAACAAGGGCAACCGGGGCCGAACGGGAGUGGUGGUGGCCGCCUACAUGCAUUACAGCAACAUAUCUGCAAGCGCCGACCAGGCUCUGGACAGGUUCGCCAUGAGGCGCUUUUACGAGGACAAAGUGCUUCCUGUGGGUCAGCCAUCGCAGAAAAGGUAUGUGGAGUACUUCAGCGGCCUGCUCUCCGGUCACAUCAAGAUCAACAACAAACCCUUGUUCCUCCAUCACGUCAUCCUGCAUGGGAUCCCCAACUUCGAGUCCAAAGGAGGUUGUCGUCCAUUUCUCAAAAUCUACCAGGCCAUGCAGCCCGUCUACACAUCUGGGAUCUAUAACGUUCAGGGCGACAGCCAGACGAGCAUCUGCAUCACUAUCGAACCUGGUCUUCUUCUGAAAGGGGACAUCCUGCUCAAGUGCUACCACAAGCGCUUCCGCAGCCCGUGCCGGGACGUGAUCUUCCGGGUUCAGUUUCACACGUGUGCCGUUCACGACCUGGGGAUCGUCUUUGGGAAGGAUGAGCUCGACGAGACGUUCAAAGACGACAGGUUUCCAGAAUAUGGAAAAGUGGAGUUUAUUUUCUCCUUCGGGCCGGAGAAGAUCCAUGGUACUUCUGGUCAAGGUAUGGAUCACCUGGAGAACGGGCCGAGCGUGUCGGUGGACUACAACACACAGGACGCCCUGAUUCGCUGGGACUCGUAUGAAAACUUCAACCAGAGCUGUGAGGACACGGCAGACGAAGUCAUCCAUACCCAAGGGCCCCUGGACGGAAGCCUCUACGCCAAAGUUCGCAAAAAGGAGGCUGUUGAAGGAGCAGUCACAGCGAAUGGCCUUCCUCCCACUGCUGCAGAACAUGCCCUCCCCGUGGUGGACCACGCCUUAUCAGUGAGCAGUGACUCAGGAAACUCCACCGCCUCCAUCAAAACUGACAGAACUGAUGAUGCGGCCGCAGCGCCUCAUGCAUCCGCAGUGAGCCCGACACACGUCCCUGUGGCUGAGGAGUCAUCCUCGGUCCAUCGCCUCACGCCACCUGCCCAGCAACCGAUCAGUCCCCAAGAGAAACAGGAGCUGGAGCAGCUUCUGAGUGGACUGGAGGGGCCCAUGCACCGACAGGGCUACCUGUCCCCCCCGACUUCUGCUGUUGGAGGGAUGCUUCACCUGGUGCCGGCCCAGGUCCACGUCAAUGGGCACAACAGCGUUGACCGGGAAACAGACAUUUUAGAUGAUGAGCUUCCUACCAGUCAAGAGGGCAACAGUGUGGACAGUCUGGGGACGUUCUCCUCCACAGAGGGGAGGGCCACACCAGCUGACCUCUACUACCAGUCAGAGUCACUGAUCAAUGGUCAGGACCAUGUGCCGUAUCUGGAGCGCAGUGCUCCAGAAAAGCCUCUGGAGACCGUCCAGCCACAGGUUGGCAGAUCCGACAAACCUGUCACUUUAAGCCAAAGUGAUUCAGCCCCAUUAUCGGUUACUUACAUGGCCACCCAGAAUGGCAGUGUGUACCGCUCUCAGUCAUUCGGUGAAGAACCAAAGUCUAUGCCACCAGCUCCUGCUCGCACCACAAGUAGCAGGGAUGCCGUCCAGCGUGGUAUUAAUGUUUGGCAGCGGUUCGGUGUACCUGAGGAGCCAGUCACUGAAGGAUUUACUUUUAGUUCACCUCCCUCUGUAGCAGUGAUGCCCAGCCACCACAGCCUCCCGCAGUUCCCUCAUCGCCAAAGCGCCUCCCAGCAAGAGAUUGAGCAAUCUAUCGAAACCCUUAAUCUCCUCAUGUUGGACCUGGAUCCAGCUUCCUCACCGGUGCCAAAGUCCCAAAGUGCUCCACUGUGGGAAAACAGUGUUGUAGUGACCACACAGCCGUCCUUUUCCCAGAGCCAAACCAGACCCUCCUACCAGGGGGAGUCUGCGAUUCACUUUUCAGGUCCCGUGUCACCAGCUCAGAUGUCAGCUGGAAAACCUACGACACCAGAGCCUCCACCAGUCCAUGGAUCACUGAGUUACAUCUCUGAAACCACUGGAACAAGUCCUCCCUCCCAAGCCUCCCAUACUGUAGCGGGACACUUCCAGCUGAAGCCCAUCAACACCUAUCCACCGAGCACACUGUCCCAUUCUGCAGAGGUGUCCGAGCCCCAGAGAAGCGCUGCAUCAGCAUCACCUCAGCCGAUAGAGAUUGAGGCCAAUGACGACUUCAACGUGGAAGGUCUAGUUGCUCAAAGAGUUGCUGGUGUCCAGGCCCGUGUGAUCUCCCUGGACGAGACCACCACUCUGCCUCGCCAUCGCCUCGCCAGCGACGGCCAGUACCAGAGCGGUCCGGACGACGACCCCUCCCCUGAUGUCCCAGUUCGAUCCCCUGUGCGAUGUGUUUCUCCGGAGUUUGUCAACGCCCUAGCGAUGAACCCUGGUGGGCGGCCGAAGGAGAGAAAUAUGCACAGCUACCGGGAGGCCUUCGAGGAAAUGGACGGAGGCCACAUUAGUCCUUCACCCACUAUUGGUGGUGAGGUGUUUCCCCAAACCCCUGCCUUCCCCAUCUCGCCGCAAACCCCUUACUUCAACCUGUGUCGGUCCCCUCCGGGUCUUGCCAGGACGCCGCUGUCGGCCCUCGGCUUGAAGCCUCACAACCCGGCAGAGAUCCACCUGCAUCAAACUGGCUCAGCGCCAAGAAGCUACGUGGAGUCUGUGGCGAGGUCGGCAUCGGGAGGUGGAGACACGCCCACGUCACCGCCACUGAGUCCACUGGGAGAGACACCGAACCAGCAGAGAAGUCUGAGCCCACUGGGAGAGACACCGAACCAGCAGAGAAGUCUGAGUCCACUGGGAGAGACACCGAACCAGCAGAGAAGUCUGAGUCCACUGGGAGAGACAUCGAACCAGCAGAGAAGUCUGAGUCCACUGGGAGAGACACCGAACCAGCAGAGAAGUCUGAGUCCCUCGGCCCACACACUGAACCCUCCUCUGUCCAGCAGCAGUCCCAUCCAGAGCUCGCAAGAUGACCAUCCGUUAGCAGAGAGCAGUGUUAGCACUCCGUCCCAGCCCACUACUGAUUCAGGCUUCCGCUCCCAGGCCACAGACAGCACCUACCCCACCCCCACCCCCACCCCCUCCUAUCAGGCAGUGAACACUCCCACCUCCUCCUACCUGGACUCCAGCUCUCCAGCCUCCUUCUACCACGGCACGCCCACCCCUGCAGUGGCUUACCUUGGCCCGAACACUGUCCUGGGGGCCUAUGGGGUCUAUGGGGCCCCAGACUCAAGCCUGCACACCUCCGGACCCCCCCAGAGCACACUCAGCCAUGGAGGUCCCCAUGCACUGCAACGGACCAACAUGUACGGCUCCACUCACAGUCCGGUCCUGCAGCAGCACCCGGGUGCUCACCAGGACGCUUCGACCACGUGUCAGCAAACAUCAACAGCUAAUGGUUAUGAUGUGGGCGUGCCAGGUCACAUGCCAGGUCACAUGCCAGGUCACAUGCCAGGUCACAUGCCAGGUCACAUGGCAGGUGGCAGUCCCAUGCUGGGUCGGCGUCUCUCCCCGGGGGCUCAGAACAGCCCGGUCCUCAGCAGACAGGCCUCCCUGGGUCAGGGGUCUCAGCGGAGCCCGGUCCUCAGCCGGCAGCCCUCCCUGGGUCAGACCCUACAGAGCAGCCCGGUGCUCAGCCGACAGCCGUCUAUCACACACCCCCAAGGAAGUCCGGUCCUGGGCCGGCACCCGUCUGUGUCGCAGGUGUCUCAGAGAAGCCCCAGUUUGGACCGUCACCCCCUGCACAGCGGCUACACCACCCCGGACGAGAGGCACGGGAACCUGUCCAGGCAGAGCAGCUCCUCGGGCUACCAGGGACCCCCCACCCCCUCCUUCCCCAUCUCGCCUGCGGGCUUCCAGGAUGGGGGGGUGAUGGGGAUGGGUGCAGGGUUCAGGCAGGGCAGCCCAGCCCCGGGCUUCCAGCCGCAGCUUCCAGAGAAGAGGCGCAUGUCGAGCGGUGACAGGCCGAAUGGAGCGAUGUCCUACGGCACGCUGAACGGGAAGAUACUGCCUCCGGUGGCUGGAGGAAGCACGCAGGGCUACUUCCACACCCUCUCCGACUUCUCCAGGUUCAAUAUUCCUGAUGGAAAUCCUGAGAACAGACUGAAUGUCAAGUUUGUCCAGGACACGUCCAAGUUCUGGUACAAGCCAGACAUUUCCAGGGAGCAAGCUAUCGGUCUGCUGAGAGAGAGGGAACCUGGAGCCUUCGUGAUCCGGGACAGUCACUCGUUCCGAGGGGCCUACGGCUUGGCUAUGAAGGUGGCCUCUCCGCCGCCCUCCGUGCAUCAGAGCAAGAAAGGGGACGUCAGCAACGAGCUGGUGAGGCACUUCCUGAUCGAGAGCAGCCCGAAGGGAGUGAAGCUGAAGGGCUGUCCCAACGAGCCGUACUUCGGUUGUCUGUCGGCGCUGGUCUACCAACACGCCAUCACGCCGCUGGCGCUGCCCUGCAAGCUGCUCAUCCCGGCCACAGACCUCGUGGAGGAGGCGCCGGCGGUCGCGACCACGAACCCGUUGGUCGAGCGGCUGAAACAAGGAGCAGCAUGCAACGUGCUCUACAUCAACUCAGUGGACAUGGAGUCCCUGACCGGGCCUCAGGCUGUUGCCAAGGCGAUAUCCGAGACGCUGGCCGCCGCCUCUCAGCCCGCCGCCACCGUGGUGCACUUCAAGGUGUCGUCUCAAGGCAUCACGCUGACGGACAACCAGAGGAAGCUUUUCUUCCGACGCCACUACCCGAACAACACUGUCACGUUCUGCGAUAUCGACCCUCAAGACAGGAAGUGGAAGAAGCCUGAGGGAGGCACAUCCAAGCUGUUUGGCUUCGUGGCUCGGAAGCAGGGAAGCACAACGGACAACGUGAGCCACCUGUUCGCCGAGAUGGACCCGGACCAGCCGGCCAGCGCCAUCGUCAACUUCGUCCUGAAGAUGAUCGCCGCGCAGAAGCAAUGAGCGCCCGCAGCAAACCCACUUUCUUUUUUUUUUUUUAUGCCUUCGGUUAUUUUCUUUCCUUUUAACCACAGACACUUGCUUUUCUGAUUUGGAGAAAAAAUUAGCCUUUGGUUUGACGCGCCACCUUAUUUUUCCUGCUCUGUAAAGCAACUGUGUGUGUGUCUGUGU